Vicia villosa (hairy vetch) is the source of this 981-nucleotide messenger RNA. RefSeq lists its product as uncharacterized. The coding region runs from base 1 to 981 and encodes 326 amino acids. The record is from RefSeq and is a predicted model, not a curated record. NCBI's taxonomy places the organism in Eukaryota, Viridiplantae, Streptophyta, Magnoliopsida, Fabales, Fabaceae. The transcript has 6 exons.
AUGCUUGUCAACUUAAAUGAGUAUGAUAUUGUGGAAGAAGAGAAGAAUUCAAAAGAAGUCAAUCCAAUAGAGUAUGACAUCAUUGGGGAAGAGAAUAAUUUAAAGGAUGUUAAUUCUAACAAGUAUGUCAUCACUGAAAAAGAGAAUAAUUUUAAAAAAGUCAGUCCAAAUAAGUAUGAAGUUGCUGAAGAGAAGAAUAAUUUAAAAAUCAACACAAAUGAAUAUGACAUCGUUGAAGAAGAGAAGAAUUCAGAAGAAGUCAAUAUAAAUGAGUAUGACAUUGCUGAAAAAGAGAAAACUCUGAUAAAUCAAAGAAAAAUUAUAGGGUGUGAUAUCUACAAAGAAUUUGAAGGAGUUAAAUCUCUUGGGACUGUUACUACUUACAUGACUUCCCUCGAAUUAUUUGAAGUUAUGUAUAAAAAUGAUAGCCGUAUGGAGUAUUUGAAUUAUAAUGAGGUUUUAAGUCAUUUGGUAGAAAAGGAUAAGAUAUAUGAAGUUCAACUAGUAGAACCAUCAAGAAAUAGUUUACAUAAAAGAAUUGAAACUGAAAUAGAAGAAAUGGAAGAAGCUGGACUUGGAGAAGAAGUCACUUCGAAGUGGAAGAUGGACGAUAAUUCGAUAAUACAGGAAAAAAGCUCAAGUAAGAAAGGAAAAUUUUCAAGUAUUUCUUCUUUAAACAAAGCUAUCAACAUUGAACAAACUGAAGUAACCCUGCCACCAAAGGAGAAUAAUAAGAGAAAAAAGAAUGAAAAUUCCAAAUCUACUCGCAAAUUUACCAAAAAAGAACCAGAAAAAAAGCGCAUACCUUGGCAUGCUAAGCGAAAAAAUGCAACUGAAGAAGAACCUUAUGAGCCUUAUCAAUUUAGAGGACUAUAUAUCUGCAAAGAACUUAAUGGAAUCAGAUUACUUGGAACUGUUAUAGGUUAUUGUCCUGAAAAGAACAAGCUCAUAGUAUGUUCUUCUUUAACUUCUAGCUUAUAA